Messenger RNA from Papilio polytes (common Mormon), 1277 nucleotides. RefSeq lists its product as uncharacterized. Lineage: Eukaryota; Metazoa; Arthropoda; Insecta; Lepidoptera; Papilionidae. The record is from RefSeq and is a predicted model, not a curated record. The transcript is spliced from 3 exons. The coding region runs from base 103 to 426 and encodes 107 amino acids.
UUUAGUCAUUCAAUUCCUUGUUAAAAUGGUCGUUUUAUUUCUAGUCUUUUUUAAUAAUUUACUUAAAUUUUAUUAAUAAAAACAUUAAAAUUUGUAACAAACAUGACCCAAAAAGAGGUGACGAUGGAUGAGUUGGAGGAAACGGUGAAAUGCACAGACCAACAACUAGACAUGAUGGAAUGGAAGAUGGAUGCUGUAGAGAAGCAGCUUGCUGAGCCAGUCGAUAAUCAGGAAGCCUGUGUAAUGAAUUUGCUCAAAUCUGUCUCUGAGGUGAGGUCUGAGUACCAGCAGUUGCGGCGAGAGCUGGUAGAAGUACAAGCGCUGCAGCGGGAACUAUCCUCAAGGCUUCGCGCGCAGCUGCGCCUAGUGCACGGCAAGUUUGCACGACUGCGGCAGCGAAUCGCCGCAGCUGAUACUACGCGCUAGUUAGAAAAAAGUUGCCCCAUUCCUUUGUUUUGGUCAAUUGUCACUUCUAAGCUCGCUCAUGUGUGUUUUGAUCCAUUUUAAUGCUCGUUGCCAUGGUAACGCAUCCAACUGAAUGAAGCUCUUUGAAAAUUCAAAAUUACAACGGUCUAGUUUGAAUAUUAUAUCAGUUGUACAAAUAGCUCGGCACUUUUAUCUCGAUUCUUUUAAUAUAGUUAAAAUUUACUCGUUUUAUUGAAAAAGCUGGAGGCUAAUUUUAAAAUGUAUUUGAACAACGAAUAGUUUUAUUGUCUUUUUUGUGUAAAUAGGACUAACGUUGUUUUUUGUUGGUGCCAUUAAACUACUCGAAUGUUGCACCAAUUUUUGUGCCAAAAAAUAGGAGUCAAACUUCUGUUUUCUAUAAACACUAUUAGAUACAGAAAUAAUAAUUUUUUUUGGUAGUCUGAUAUAACAAUAGAUGUUACAUUAUAAACCUAACUUAAAACUAGUCUCGUGUAGGACUUUCUUAAGUCUAGAUUAAGAACUAGUCUGCUCAGCACAUCUGACUGUUUAGUCGAUUUAUUUAAUAAUAGAAUAAAGCGUUAAUUCAAUUAAUCGUUUAGAAUUUACCCAAAAUCGUAAAUUGGUGCUAAAGGAAUGAGGUUUGAAUAUUCGAAUACGAUACAGUUUUUGAAAAACAAUUUUUGUUUAGUCACACAGUUUUAAAACAUACAUUAAUGUGUUAGAAAUAUCCACAAUUCACUCUCAGAGUCUCCUUACCAUUAUUUAGUAUGAGAAAUGUGUCCUUAGGGCUUUAGUGACUAUUAAGUAAACGACUCUGAGAAUAACUGUCAUCUAAAAUAUACUUACAAUAU